UGUGCCCAGCAUGAGCUCCUACUUCGUCAACCCCCUGUUCUCCAAAUACAAAGGCGGCGAGUCCCUGGAGCCGGCCUAUUACGACUGCCGGUUCCCCCAGAGCGUGGGCAGGAGCCAUGCGCUGGUGUACGGGCCCGGCGGCUCGGCGCCCGGCUUCCAGCACGCCUCGCACCACGUCCAAGACUUCUUCCACCACGGCACCUCGGGCAUCUCCAACUCGGGCUACCAGCAGAACCCGUGCUCGCUGAGCUGCCACGGAGACGCCUCCAAAUUCUAUGGCUACGAGGCGCUCCCCAGACAGUCCCUUUAUGGGGCUCAGCAAGAGGCGAGCGUGGUGCAAUAUCCCGACUGUAAAUCCUCCGCCAACACUAACAGUAGCGAAGGACAAGGCCACUUAAAUCAAAACUCGUCUCCCAGCCUCAUGUUUCCAUGGAUGAGACCCCACGCUCCGGGGCGGCGCAGCGGAAGGCAGACGUACAGCCGGUAUCAGACCUUGGAACUAGAAAAGGAGUUUCUCUUUAAUCCUUAUUUGACACGAAAGCGCCGGAUUGAAGUCUCUCAUGCCCUGGGACUGACUGAGAGACAAGUGAAGAUCUGGUUCCAGAACCGAAGGAUGAAGUGGAAAAAGGAAAACAACAAGGAUAAACUGCCCGGAGCCCGAGAUGAGGAGAAGGUGGAGGAAGAAGGAAAUGAGGAAGAGGAUAAAGAAGAGGAGGAAAAAGAAGAAAACAAGGACUAAGCAAAAAAGAGAUCCCCCCCCCCACCCUUUAGCAACUCCCUUGAAGUUUCGUUUUAUGGUAGCGGAUAAAUUGAGAAGUUUACGACUGUCAUUUGCUUUUAUAGAGAAUAGAAUGACGCUCAGAACUCUACCUACCUGUCAUAUACUCGCAGCUCUGGUUUUAUUACCUUUGGACUUCCCCCGAUCUUUAUUUGUUUGGGGGCUGGAGGGGGGAGACCGAGACACAGCGGAAAGUUCGGUGUCUCUGUCUCAGUCGUUGCCCCACCACACACACUUGUCCCUCCCCCCACCCUCGGAGUCCUGCCUGGAUUUUAAGGUCUGAGACAGGGCCUGUAUGCCCCCUCUCUCGGCCUCUUCUUGCCACACUCCCACCUCCCUGCCUCUCUGGUAUUUAUCAUAGAGGGGAGCCCCCUCAACAUGCAGAAGAAGACUCAUGGCUUUGUUUUUAUGCUAGGGUUAGUGUAUUAGAUUUACUAUUUUUCAAAGGAAAGGAAAGAAAAAGUAAAGGAAGGAAGGAAAGGAAAGGGAAAAUGUUUAAAGAAAUUAAAAAAUGAUAGCAAGGAAUAUCCCCUCUCCCUGCCUGGGACUCCCGGCUUAGAAAGACUCCCUUGACUUCCUCUAGGAACCUGAUGGAAACCUUAAGGAGAUGUGGGUCUCUCCCCUCCCCGCUUUCCACGGGGUAGAUAGGAGCCUCCAGUGCUGAGAAAAUCCUACCUAGCCAUCCCAUGGUCACUCGGGCCCCUGCCUUCCGCCCUUUCGCUGUCUGAUUUCUGUCCUUGGGCCCAGCUUCCUCUGAGCUGCAUCAGUGCUUAGCGCUCAGAA
This is a messenger RNA of Diceros bicornis minor, 1561 nucleotides long. RefSeq names its product homeobox C8 (gene HOXC8). The record is from RefSeq and is a predicted model, not a curated record. Bases 11 to 739 code for a protein of 242 amino acids. Gene Ontology annotation, cellular component: nucleus. NCBI's taxonomy places the organism in Eukaryota, Metazoa, Chordata, Mammalia, Perissodactyla, Rhinocerotidae. Gene Ontology annotation, molecular function: DNA-binding transcription factor activity, RNA polymerase II-specific; RNA polymerase II transcription regulatory region sequence-specific DNA binding. The transcript is spliced from 2 exons. Gene Ontology annotation, biological process: regulation of transcription by RNA polymerase II.